Molecule: messenger RNA, 2559 nt
Organism: Rhodotorula toruloides NP11
Lineage: Eukaryota; Fungi; Basidiomycota; Microbotryomycetes; Sporidiobolales; Sporidiobolaceae
Product: adenosylmethionine-8-amino-7-oxononanoate aminotransferase
Exons: 3
Coding region: 1-2559 (852 amino acids)
Biological process (GO): biotin biosynthetic process
Cellular component (GO): mitochondrion
Molecular function (GO): S-adenosyl-L-methionine:8-amino-7-oxononanoate transaminase activity; pyridoxal phosphate binding; dethiobiotin synthase activity
Source: RefSeq, a predicted model, not a curated record
AUGCUGUCGAGGCAUCUCAGGACCCACUUGGUCGUCGCACCGUCGACAUCGGUCGGCAAAAGCAUUUUCAGCACCGGUCUCGUACGCGCUUCUCUUGCCCUCGGGGAAAAGGUCGGAUAUCUCAAGCCAGUCGGGACGGGGAGCGGUGAUGGCGACGACGAGCUACAUCUCCAGCGAUUCGCUCCUCAGGCAAAGACGGCCUGUCUCUUCCAUUUCGACGAGCCAGUCUCGCCUCAUUUGGCUGUCGAGCGGUCAGCAGCAGGUCUGAGCAAGGCGGUGACAAAGGCGACAACGGACGCCGAGUUUGCGGCGGCGGUGGGAAAGUACGCUCGCUCGUUCGCGGAGGAAACGGCGGGCAAGCGGAGCAGCCUGUACAUCGAGACUGCAGGAGGCGUCCACUCUCCCACCCUGUCCGGCACUUCCCAGCUCGACGCUUUCCGACCACUUCUUCCUCCUACGCUCCUCGUCGCCUCCGCGGCUCUCGGCGGCAUCUCGACGACGAUCUCGGCGUACGAGUCACUGCUGCUGCGCGGCUACGACGUCGAUGCGGUCCUCGUCUUCCGGGAGGAGUAUUACGCAAACUACCAGUACUUCGAGAAAUGGUUCACGGAGCGGGGGAUCCGCGUUGGCGUCAUCGACCAGCCUCCAGAGCAGGUGACGAACGCCGCCGAGGACGCAGCGAACCUCGAAGCGUACUACAGCAAGUUGGCAGGCUCGCCCCUCCAGCGGAUCGUCCAGCGUCUCCAGCAAAUCCACCUCGACCGCAUGUCGAACCUCGCGACUGCACCACGACGAACACUCGACAAGGUCUGGUGGCCGUUCGUCCAGCACGGGCUCGUCCAGAACGAGUCGGACGUCAUGGUCAUCGACUCGGCUCACGGCGACCACUUUAGUGUCUUUGCGACCAGUUCGCCGCCCGUCGAGCCUCCUACGCCCACGUCCGAUCCUUCAACUGCGCCUGCUAUCUCCCCCUCUGAGCAGGCGACCUCGACCUCAGCCGCCACUCCCUCUUUACCUCCCGCUCAAUCCCCCGCCCACCCUCUUCUCUCUCCCGUCUUUGACGGCUCGGCCUCCUGGUGGACGCAGUGCCUUGGCCAUGCGAACCCAGAGCUGACGCUCGCCGCCGCCCACGCCUCCGGCCGCUUCGGGCACGUCAUGUUCCCUACCGCGACGAACCUUCCCGCCCUCGAACUGGCAGAGAAACUCCUCGCGACCGUCGGGGAGAGCUGGGCCGACCGCGUCUUCUUCUCGGACGACGGCAGCACGGGAAUGGAGGUUGCGCUCAAGAUGGCUCUGCGGGCGUACGCGGAUCGCGAGCGGCUGUCGCCUGCGGAAGGGCGGAGACUCGCUGUGCUUGGCCUGAAGGGGAGCUAUCACGGCGACACGAUCGGUGCGAUGGACGCUUGCGAGGGAGGUGUUUACAGCGAGCGGGUCGAGUGGUACGAGGGACGAGGGUAUUGGCUUGCGGCGCCCGAGGUGCGAAUCGAGCAGGGCAAGGUCGUGGUGCGCGGCAAGGGCGGACGGGCAACGUCGUACGACUCGCUCACGCAGCUGUACGACGUCGACCGGCGAGUACAGGAGGACGAGCUGGCGCAGACGUACCGCCAGGAGAUCGAGGGCGAGUUGCAGAAGCGGCUUGACAAGGGCGAUGGGAUCCGCUUUGGCGCCCUCGUUCUCGAGCCCGUCGUCAUGGGCGCCGGCGGCAUGAUCUUUGUCGACCCGCUCUACCAGCGCGUCCUGAUCGACGUUGUCCGGACGAACCGCCAGCUCUUCCCCGCCGCUUCUCCCGCGCCCUCCGACUCUGCGACGCUCGCCGCGACUGGCUCGAACCCCGUCUGGCAGGGUCUCCCAGUCAUCUUUGACGAGGUCUUUGUCGGCCUGCACCGACUCGGCCGCACGACCGCCUCGACCUUCCUCGGCUCGUCGACCAAGCCCGACAUCGCCUGCUACGCCAAGAUCCUCACGGGCGGACUCGUGCCGAUGGCCGUCACCCUCGCGAGCGACGCCAUCUUCCGCGCCUUCUGGAGCGACAAGAAGGUCGAUGCCCUCCUCCAUGGACACUCCUACACGGCGCACGCGGUCGGCUGCGGCGUCGCGAACAAGACGCUUGCGAUUCUAGACAGGAUGGAGAAGCAGGGCGUGUACGACGAGGCGAAGCAGGAUUGGGCGGCGGCUGCGGGAUCGUCGGCGGGAGGAAUGGUGUCGGGGGUCUGGUCGCUCUGGUCGUCGUCGUUCGUCGAGGCGGUCUCGUCGCAUCCGGCCGUCGACGGCGUCAUGGCGAUCGGUACAGUCCUCGCCAUCCACCUCAAAGCCGCCGACGGAUCAGGCUACCAGUCUACGGCGUCCGAAACCGUCCUCGCCCAACUGCGCUUCGGGACGCCCGUCGAUUCGGACCCCGCUGCGGCUGCGUCGCCUACUGGCGCGCCGUUUCACAUCCAUGCACGGCCACUCGGCAACGUCAUCUACUUCAUGAGCAGCUUGAACUCGAGCCCAGAGACGCUCAGGUCGGUCGAGGGGAGCAUCGUCGCCGCGUUGAAUGCCAAGGCCGGGGCUUCCUAG